CAUACACACACACACACACUGUAGUGUAGUGUAUCUCGAUUUUCUCGUUUUGGGUUGUUACGGAGUCGCCGCCGUUUCUUUUUCUCUCUGCCCUGCUCUUUCUCGUGAUUGACAACGGCAAAAGAAGAAAAGCAUUGGGUUAAACCUUGUCCUAUCUGAAUGCCUGUUUUUCCCGUACCCGUUGCGAAACUCUAGCAUCUGAGCGUUUGGAGCAGCGCAGAAGAGAUUGGGAAGUGGAGGGUGGUGUUCUGAUUCUCCUAGUUUUCGGUUAGAAAUGGAGGGGGAGAGGGAAACUUUACGCAAGAAAAUAACGAUAGGAGUGUGUGUUAUGGAAAAGAAGGUGAAAUGCGGCUCCGAGGCUUUCUCCGGACCAAUGUUGCAGAUUUUGGACAGGCUACAGGCGUUUGGAGAGUUUGAUAUUGUGCAUUUUGGGGACAAGGUAAUCCUAGAAGAGCCUAUUGAAAGAUGGCCUGUAUGUGACUGCUUGAUUGCUUUUUAUUCCACUGGAUAUCCUCUGAAUAAGGCUGAAGCAUAUGCUGCAUUAAGGAAGCCCUUCCUUGUAAAUGAACUGGGGCAACAACAUCUUCUUCAUGAUCGAAGAGCAGUUUAUGAGCGUCUUGAAAGGUUUGGAAUUGCUGUUCCAAAAUAUGCCCUGGUUAACAGGGAAUACCCUAAUCAAGAGCUGGAUUAUUUUGUUGAGGAGGAAGAUUUUGUUGAAGUCCGUGGCAACCGCUUCUGGAAGCCUUUUGUAGAGAAGCCUGUUCAUGGUGAUGACCACAGUAUAAUGAUAUAUUACCCUAGUUCAGCUGGUGGGGGGAUGAAGGAGUUGUUCCGGAAGGUUGGUAAUCGCUCGAGUGAAUUUCAUCCAGAGGUCAGAAGAGUUAGACGUGAAGGGUCUUAUAUAUAUGAGGAAUUUAUGCCCACUGGAGGAACAGAUGUGAAGGUGUAUACAGUUGGCCCUGAAUAUGCUCAUGCAGAGGCAAGAAAAUCUCCUGUGGUCGAUGGUGUUGUUAUGAGAAACCCUGAUGGUAAAGAAGUCAGAUAUCCUGUUCUGCUUACUCCUAUGGAGAAGGAAAUGGCGAGAGAGGUUUGCAUUGCAUUUAGGCAAGCUGUUUGUGGCUUUGAUCUAUUGCGUUGCGAGGGACGUUCCUAUGUUUGUGAUGUCAAUGGGUGGAGCUUUGUUAAGAAUUCUUACAAAUAUUAUGAUGAUGCUGCUUGUGUUUUGAGGAAAAUGUUUCUUGAAGCAAAAGCACCAUAUCUUUCUUCAACAAUUCCACCAAAUUUACCUUGGAAGGUGAAUGAGCCAGUUCAGCCAUCUGAAGGACUAACACGUCAGGGAAGUGGGAUAAUUGGGACAUUUGGGCAAUCUGAAGAGCUACGUUGUGUAAUUGCCAUUAUUCGGCAUGGUGAUAGAACUCCAAAACAGAAAGUGAAGUUAAAAGUUACUGAGGAAAAGCUUUUGAAUUUGAUGUUAAAAUAUAAUGGGGGACGACCUAGAGCAGAGACGAAGCUGAAAAGUGCCGUUCAGUUGCAAGAUCUUUUGGAUGCAACAAGGAUUUUAGUACCUCGUACUAGACCUGGUCGAGAAAGUGAUAGUGAAGCUGAAGACGUCGAGCAUGCUGAAAAGCUUCGUCAAGUGAAAGCAGUGCUUGAAGAGGGGGGGCAUUUCUCUGGUAUUUAUAGGAAGGUUCAACUUAAGCCAUUAAAGUGGGUCAAAGUUGCAAAAGAUAAUGGUGAAGGAGAAGAAGAAAGACCUGUUGAGGCACUGAUGAUUCUUAAAUAUGGUGGUGUUCUUACUCAUGCUGGCAGAAAGCAGGCUGAAGAACUGGGGAGGUAUUUUCGGAACAAUAUGUAUCCAGGUGAAGGUACUGGCCUGCUUCGCCUCCACAGCACCUAUCGUCAUGACUUAAAAAUAUACAGCUCGGAUGAAGGACGCGUACAGAUGUCAGCAGCUGCUUUUGCAAAAGGCCUUCUGGAUUUGGAAGGACAAUUGACACCUAUCCUGGUUUCGCUCGUCAGCAAGGACUCUUCCAUGUUGGAUGGACUUGAAAAUGCCAGUACUAAGAUGGAAGAAGCCAAGGCCAGGCUUAAUGAGAUUAUAACUUCUGGAACAAAAACUGUUCAUAACAAUGGCCAGCCAGAAAAGCCUUGGAUGGUAGAUGGGGCUGGAGUUCCUCCAAAUGCACCUGAACUUCUACCCGAAUUGGUGAAGUUAACAAAGAAGGUUACCGAGCAAGUAAGACUUCUGGCCAAGGACGAAAUUGAGGAGCUUGCAAAGACAAGCCCCUAUGAUUUAAUUCCUCCAUAUGAUCAAGCUAAGGCACUUGGUAAGACAAACAUAGAUGUUGACCGUAUUGCUGCAGGGUUACCUUGCGGUAGUGAGGGAUUUCUUCUCAUGUUUGCUCGGUGGAGAAAACUUGAGAGGGAUCUGUAUAAUGAGCGCAAAGAGAGAUUCGAUAUAACACAAAUUCCUGAUGUUUAUGACUCUUGCAAAUAUGAUCUCUUGCACAAUGCACAUCUAAAUCUUAAAGGCUUAGAUGAACUUUUCAAAGUAGCACAGUUACUUGCAGAUGGUGUUAUUCCGAAUGAGUACGGAAUCAAUCCCUGGCAGAAACUGAAGAUUGGAUCAAAGAUUGCUCGCCGUUUAUUGGGCAAAAUUUUGAUUGAUCUGAGAAAUACGCGUGAAGAAGCAUUAAGCGUUGCAGAAUUGAAAAGCAACCAGGAUAAUAAUUCAGCAGUCCAGAACAAUGGAAAAGAAGAUACAGAUUAUCAUUCCAAGUCCCAGAGUAAGGUUGAAUACACAAGAAAAGGUGGUUGUACUGGUGAAAAGUCAAUGGAUCAAGAUGAUGACGAUGACAAAGAAACUAAAUACCGCUUGGAUCCAAAGUAUGCAAAUGUAAAAACACCAGAGCGACAUGUGCGAACACGGCUAUACUUUACAUCAGAAUCACAUAUCCAUUCCUUGAUGAAUGUUCUUCGUUACUGCAACCUGGACGAAUCUCUUCAAGGAGAAGCUAGCCUUGUAUCUGAUAAUGCUUCAGAGCGCUUGUGCAGGACAAGGGAGCUUGAUUAUAUGAGUUACAUUGUAUUGAGGUUAUUUGAGGACACAGAGGUGGCUUUGGAAGAUCCUAAAAGAUUUCGCAUAGAGAUGACUUUUAGCCGAGGUGCAGAUUUAUCCCCUUUGGAGGGAAAUGAUAGCGAGGCAGCUUCAUUGCAUCAAGAGCACACGUUGCCGAUAAUGGGUCCUGAAAGGCUUCAAGAAGUGGGAUCACAUUUGACGUUAGAGAUGAUGGAGAAGAUGAUUCGUCCAUUCGCCAUGCCAGCUGAAGACUUCCCUCCUCCCACAAUUCCUCAGGGAUUCUCUGGCUACUUCUCUAAAAGUGCAGCUGUUUUAGAACGCCUAGUCAAUCUUUGGCCUUUUAACAAGCACAGAAACACUAACUCCGACUAGUAAGUAACUUCAAAUUAUUCUUCCUCUACUUGCAGUCUACCUUUCGGUCAUUCGAGUCAGCAGUGGAUUUUCUUCAAAUUUUUGGACCAACCUAAAAGAACCAGCCUUUCCUCACUACAAUUUGUUCUUACUCAUUCAUUUUUACUGUAUAUAUAUACUAGUUAGGUGUCAAUAUGUUUUUGCUUUCCUAGAUUGCCAAAAACUUUUCCUGUUGACAUUUUGUUCCAUUUCUGAACUCACUCGAAACUUCACAAUUUUUUUGUGGGUUUGCCACACUUGGCCAGUCCCCUUCAAUUUCAUCUGUGCUGUCUGGCAGGGACCUGAAAACGAAUCCUGUCCAUUUAUCAUUAUUAUUACUUAA
Sesamum indicum (sesame) is the source of this 3812-nucleotide messenger RNA. Its product is annotated as inositol hexakisphosphate and diphosphoinositol-pentakisphosphate kinase VIP2. Gene Ontology annotation, molecular function: inositol hexakisphosphate kinase activity; 5-diphosphoinositol pentakisphosphate 1-kinase activity. NCBI's taxonomy places the organism in Eukaryota, Viridiplantae, Streptophyta, Magnoliopsida, Lamiales, Pedaliaceae. The record is from RefSeq and is a predicted model, not a curated record. Gene Ontology annotation, biological process: inositol phosphate biosynthetic process; inositol metabolic process.